CAAGUCUGUACCUUUUGCAGACUAUCAUCGAAUUAGCUGAAAGGGGACCUGGCGGUUUUGAGCCAUCUAGUUUUUGUUCGGCUUGCUUAGUAAAACGACCCAUACGUUCGAAGCAUUGUUCCGUGUGCAACAGAUGUGUGGCCCGUUUCGACCAUCACUGUCCGUGGGUCGCGAAUUGCAUAGGGGCGAAGAACCAUAAAUAUUUCCUCGGAUUUCUUGCCGCUUUAGUUAUCAUGUGCUGUCAAAUGCUGUAUGGUACAUCUCAAUACUGGGUGAAUCAGUGUAAUGUUGUACCGAAGAAGGACAGUUUUUUCGAGGUCUUAUUGAAAAUUGGUCGUUGCGAUCCGUGGGUUGCUUGGGUCGCAACAAAUUCUGUGCUGCAUUUGGCGUGGGUCUUCAUGCUUUUCAUCUGCCAAUUGUAUCAGAUUCUCUGUUUGGGAAUGACAACAAACGAACGUAUGAAUAGAGGAAGAUACAGCCAUUUCAUAAACAAUCGCGGAAAGAGUCCAUUUUCCAGGACGGCAUUUCUGAAUUUAAUUGACUUCUUGGAAUGCACCUGCUUUGGUCUCGUCAAACCCGAAGUUAAAGAUUGGAUGACAAGCUACGACUUAGAUAAAAGGGUUGAAUGUCAACCGUUGUUGAGGCAUAAGGACAACUUUCAAUAUGUUUAAUGAGAUUUUUAAUUGUACAAUGUUUUGUUAGAAUUUGCUUUGUUUUUGUUAUUUGAGACUGAACUGAUAAGUUUAAGAUUAACAACACCGCAUAUUGAUGUAAUAAAGUGCAUAGAUAAUAAGAAAAUUUUUUGGCAAUUAUUUAGAGGCACUGAUUAAACAGGCUGAAUUGUACAUGAAGUUAAUCGUGGGAAAAGAGCAACCAGGAUACACAAAACUAACAAUCUUCAAGAGAGGGAACAGGACGUAUUAUUUAUAUUGUGACGCCGAAAUAAAAAAUUCGUAUUGACACAAAU
This is a messenger RNA of Photinus pyralis (common eastern firefly), 967 nucleotides long. RefSeq names its product palmitoyltransferase Hip14-like. NCBI's taxonomy places the organism in Eukaryota, Metazoa, Arthropoda, Insecta, Coleoptera, Lampyridae. The record is from RefSeq and is a predicted model, not a curated record. The transcript has 3 exons. The coding region runs from base 234 to 671 and encodes 145 amino acids.